AUGGCUUCCAUAAACAACUGGUUAGCGUUCUCGCUUUCUCCACAUGAACUCUCUUCCUCCCAAUCGCAUCCUGAGAGGCUCAUUCCCAGCGCUGAUGUCUCUACGGGAGACUGCUUCGGCCUCUCCGCUGACUCUCCCUCUGAGCAGCCGCUUGGCAUUACAACCCUAAGACAAGAUGUUCCCUUUGACAUCAUGGAAACCUUCAAUAGAAGCAACCAUCAAAACCAAGGUGCAGAAUGGAACAUGAAGAGCUUUGACUUUAAAGGGAGCGCAUCCGAUCUCUCCAUGCUAGUUGGUUCGACCGGUGACCGGAUGAAUAACCAUAUGGAAGUUGAGGAACCGAAGCUUGAAGACUUUCUUGGAAGUCACUCCUCUUCCGGGGACUACGUGUUCUCCGACUACAACGACGUGGGAAGUGUGGCUCAUAGUAACAGCUCUAUUGGGCUCUCCAUGAUUAAGACUUGGUUGAGGAACCAGCCUGUGACGCAGCAGGUGGCGGAGGAGAAAAGUACUGCAGUUUUGCUGGCUGGGAAGAUUGGCGGUCAAAGUAGCUCCCAGGGCCUCUCGCUCUCAAUGAGCAUGACCUCUCAGUCUAGCUCGGCAUUGACACUCAUGGCAACUACUAGCGGAGGUGGAGGAGGAGGAGGUGGACUAGGGGAGAGCUCUUCGUCGCCAGAAAGGUUGGUUGGUGGGGGUUCGGAUGGGCUAAGCGCGGUGGAAGCAGUGGCUACGAGGAAGUCGAUUGAUACCUUCGGUCAAAGGACUUCGAUUUACAGGGGGGUGACGCGGCAUAGAUGGACGGGUAGAUAUGAGGCUCACCUUUGGGACAACAGUUGCAGAAGAGAAGGGCAGAGCCGUAAGGGUAGACAAGGUGGCUAUGACAAAGAAGAUAAGGCUGCUAGAGCUUAUGAUCUGGCCGCACUCAAAUAUUGGGGGCCAACCACAACGACUAAUUUCCCAGUUAGCAACUAUGAAAAUGAGCUUGAAGAAAUGAAGCACAUGACUAGGCAAGAAUAUGUUGCCUCUCUUAGAAGGAAGAGCAGUGGAUUUUCUCGUGGCGCAUCAAUCUAUCGUGGCGUUACUCGGCAUCACCAGCAUGGAAGGUGGCAAGCAAGAAUUGGAAGAGUUGCAGGGAAUAAGGAUCUCUACUUGGGAACUUUUAGUACGCAGGAAGAAGCGGCCGAGGCAUAUGACAUCGCCGCAAUCAAAUUUCGUGGCCUGAACGCUGUGACCAAUUUCGACAUGAACCGUUAUGACGUCAAGAGCAUACUGGAGAGCAGCACUCUACCAAUCGGUGGCGCCGCCAAACGACUCAAGGAUACCUCGGAGCAUUCUGAGUCAAUCGUUAUUGGCAGCCGUAGGACAAACGCCAUGGAAAGCCUCGCAUCUCACUACUCUGGCACCAUUUCUGCCUCCUCAGCUGGCUUCGGUUGGCCCACCAUCGCCUUUCAGCAGCCCCAGCCCCAGCCGCAGCCGCUCAGCAUUUACUACCCGAACACUAAUCAAAGACCAUGGUACAAGCAGGAGCAAGAGACCAUCGCACCUGCCGCCGCAACUGCUACCCACAACAUUCAUGACCUUCACCAUCCCAAUACCCACGAUUUUUUCCAGCCAUCAACAGCUGCCAUGAACAAUUUCCUUAGUCUUCAGGACUUUGCCACAGCUUCAUUGGACCACAGCACUGGGUCCAGCACAAUCGUAUACAGCGGAUUUGCGGGAGGUAGCGGCGGCGGGUUCGUGUUGCCUAUGAGUGGUCACCAAGGGCGUGGUUGUUUUGGAGAAGAACAAGGAAAGCAGUCGGGGGUUGAGAACUAUUUGGGGAAUUCUUCUUACAGUAGCUACCAGGUUGGCAAUCAGCAGCUACCAGUCGGUGAUGUGAAGGCCGCUGCUGGAUAUGAGCAGAGCGGCGGCUUUAGUGGCUGGGGUCUUUCGGUCCAGGCAACAAUGGCGUCACGGCCGGGAAAUGUGGCUUCG
Messenger RNA from Phalaenopsis equestris, 1974 nucleotides. RefSeq names its product AP2-like ethylene-responsive transcription factor BBM2. NCBI's taxonomy places the organism in Eukaryota, Viridiplantae, Streptophyta, Magnoliopsida, Asparagales, Orchidaceae. Gene Ontology annotation, molecular function: DNA binding; DNA-binding transcription factor activity. Gene Ontology annotation, biological process: regulation of DNA-templated transcription. The annotation marks the transcript as partial. The record is from RefSeq and is a predicted model, not a curated record. The transcript has 8 exons.